This is a messenger RNA of Gasterosteus aculeatus aculeatus (three-spined stickleback), 1764 nucleotides long. The record is from RefSeq and is a predicted model, not a curated record. NCBI's taxonomy places the organism in Eukaryota, Metazoa, Chordata, Actinopteri, Perciformes, Gasterosteidae.
CACAGACACACACACACACACACAAGCCUAAAUCAAGGGGGGCCAAAAACCAAAGGUUUCUCCUCUCGCCCUCAACCCCCAACCGUCCACCAGGUGUCCUCGGACCUUUGGUCACGUGACGUCCCACCUGACGUCUGCAGCACCUGUUCCCACUUGCCCUCAUCAGCCCUGCGGCUUCCUUCCCUUUGCUCUCCUCGUCUCCCCAGAGCUGCCAUGUGCCUCGUGCUGUCUGUGGGCGCAUGCUAGGUGUAGCUAACAUGCUAAACGCUAACAGGCUAAUCGCUAACAUGCUGAAGGUCGGCUGGAUCUUCAGUUGCGUGUGUGACGUCUUCAUACGUGUUUUUACAUUAACCCCCAACGUGGCGGCAGUGGGACUGAGUGGACUGGUUAUACUGGGACCAGAGGGGAUAAGUGGACUGGUUUACACUGGGACCAGAGAAGCACAGUGGACUGGUUAUACUGGGACCAGAGAAGCUGAGUGGACUGGUUAUACUGGGACCAGAGAAGCACAGUGGACUGAUUACACUGGGACCAGAGAAGCAGAGUGGACUGGUUACACUGGGGCAAGAGAGGCUGAGUGGACUGGUUAUACUGGGACCAGAGAAGCAGAGAGGACUGGUUAUACUGGGACCAGAGAAGCAGAGUGGACUGGUUACACUGGGGCAAGAGAGGCUGAGUGGACUGGUUAUACUGGGACCAGAGAGGCUGAGUGGACUGGUUACACUGGGACCAGAGAGGCUGAGAGGACUGGUUACACUGGGACCAGAGAGGCUGAGUGGACUGGUUACACUGGGGCAAGAGAGGCUGAGUGGACUGGUUACACUGGGACCAGAGAAGCAGAGAAGACUGGUUACACUGGGACCAGAGAAGCAGAGAAGACUGGUUAUACUGGGACCAGAGAAGCAGAGUGGACUGGUUAUACUGGGACCAGAGAGGCGGAGAGGACUGGUUACACUGGGGCAAGAGAGGCUGAGUGGACUGGUUAUACUGGGACCAGAGAAGCAGAGUGGACUGGUUAUACUGGGACCAGAGAAGCAGAGAAGACUGGUUAUACUGGGACCAGAGAAGCAGAGUGGACUGUUUAUACUGGGACCAGAGAGGCGGAGAGGACUGGUUACACUGGGGCAAGAGAGGCUGAGUGGACUGGUUACACUGGGACCAGAGAGGCUGAGUGGACUGGUUACACUGGGGCAAGAGAGGCUGAGUGGACUGGUUAUACUGGGACCAGAGAAGCAGAGUGGACUGGUUACACUGGGACCAGAGAGGCUGAGUGGACUGGUUAUACUGGGACCAGAUGAACUGAACCUGGAACAGAUUGAGGACGUCUUCGGGUGUUCAGGUCUUAUAAUGAAGAUCUUAAAAGGAACCUCUCAGAGGCAAAAGGUGUUUUCCUGUGGAGAGGGAGGAGGAGACGAAGCGACUGACAGGUGGAGCAGCUGGAUGUGAGACGACGAGCCAUAUUGUUGAAUCACAUUCACGCCGAGGCCACCUGCUGCUCCGACAGCCGACCAGAGAGACGCCGCAACGGCGCCGCGACCUCCACCUCAACAGAGACCCUGAUUAGUCGGCAAAUCAUGCAAUAUUAUUUCUAAUUUCAGAUUAAUGGGAACCGACGCAUUUGAGAAGCUGGACUUAUUUUGGUGAUUUAAAAAAAGUUGCUUUAAGUAUCGUUUUUGUACCAGAAGUUAAACGAGGCAACAUUUUUUUGAUAAAUAUUCUUUUUUUUUUUUUCAAAUAAAAAAUGUGGAACAUUUCCUAAUAUCA